This is a messenger RNA of Aspergillus pseudotamarii, 828 nucleotides long. RefSeq lists its product as uncharacterized. The coding region runs from base 1 to 828 and encodes 275 amino acids. The transcript has a single exon. The record is from RefSeq and is a predicted model, not a curated record. NCBI's taxonomy places the organism in Eukaryota, Fungi, Ascomycota, Eurotiomycetes, Eurotiales, Aspergillaceae.
AUGACCAGGCUAGACCCGACAUCCCAGAAACAUCCUCUAGAUCUGUAUAAAAGCCACGAUGUGGUUGUGGAGGUCUACACAGACCUCCAAACAGUUGUCGGGUUCAUCAGGGAAUACCUGGAGUCCUUUUUGGGUGGCGGCGAACAAUACAUGGCAAUCACACAGGUGUCCGACGCUGACCUUCUCGAGUUCAAUAAAUGGCGGGCAUGUACUCGCCCCCGUACGUUCCUAGUCCGCGCAUUUCCCGCAUACAAUACUCUCGUCAUGAAGUUCAAAUCGCCGCUAUGCGACCAGCUCAGCGCAACGAUGUACCAAAGGUUCUAUAUUCGUAAAUAUCAACAGCAUCACGGACUCACUUCGGAUAUUCUCUCUCAGGUCGGCCCAACGAUAUACACGACGCGCAACGGACUGCAGCUCGAAGCAGAACAGGCCUAUAUUCCGCUUACAAGCAGAGAACCCGACAGCUACCCAUCCCUCGUCAUGGAAUUUGGGGAUAGAACUUCCCUUCAUGCGCUUCGAGUCGAUGCCCGUCUAUGGCUGGAAAAUACCUCCGGACUCACCCGAUUUGUCCUGGUAGUAGCCUUCUCUACUGGUGAGAUUGUGCUUGAAUGCUGGGAAUAUGGAGAUGGCGUUGCCGAAUGUACACACGAGGUCAGUGUGGACUAUCAAAGUGGAAGAGUUCGACAUGCGCCCUUGAUGAUACCGCUAGAGCGUAUUUUGGAUGAAAUGCCUGACCUUCCGGGUAUAACUGAGGAUGCGACCAUCGCCUUUUCGGAUGAUGACCUUAUUAGUCUUAUGCGGGAGACUAUUUAUGACGAGACGUCGUGA